Molecule: messenger RNA, 1386 nt
Organism: Hevea brasiliensis (rubber tree)
Lineage: Eukaryota; Viridiplantae; Streptophyta; Magnoliopsida; Malpighiales; Euphorbiaceae
Exons: 6
Coding region: 288-962 (224 amino acids)
Source: RefSeq, a predicted model, not a curated record
UUCUAGAGACUUCUUGAGCCUUGGCGUCUUAGGAAGCAGAGGGGAUCAAGCUUUUCCUUUCUUUUCUUCCCUUCUCUUCUCUCUUCGAUCUUUUCCCUCACGGAAACUGCUGCUAAGGUUCCAUACGGUAUCUUUAUUUUUAUUUUACACUUGGUGAUUUCUGUACGUGGGUUUGCGUCUUUUCUGUGUUUUAGCUUCUGGGUUAGUCUACUUUGUCGACAAUAAAGAAUUUUGUUCUUCGGUGUGCUGGUUUUGUGGGGUUUUUUAGAGUGUUUCUGAGAGGAAGAAUGGCAAAUGGAGAAGAUAAAAGCAAAAGUAAAGACUAUUAUCAAGUUUUGGGAUUGAACAAGGAAUGCACUGCAACAGAGCUCAGGAAUGCUUAUAAAAAACUUGCACUGAGAUGGCACCCAGAUCGCUGUUCAGCUUCAGGGAGUUCACAGUUUGUAGAAGAAGCGAAACAGAAUUUUCAGGCAAUACAACAGGCCUACUCUGUUCUCUCUGACGCCAACAAGAGGUUUCUGUACGAUGUAGGUGCUUAUGACAGCGAUGAAGACGAGAACGGAAUGGGUGAUUUUCUGAGUGAAAUGGCAACCAUGAUGAGCAAAACAAAGCCUAAUGAAAAUGGGGAAAGCUUCGAGGAGUUGCAAGAAUUGUUUGAACAAAUUUUUCAAGAGGAUAUCGAGUCAUUUGGAGGAAGCUGUCAAGCUGCUGCUGUUGCUGCUACUACUACUUUGUCUUCUUCUACCUCUUCUCCUUAUGCAUCUUACAGUGAAAGUUCCCACUGCAACGACAAGCGUAAUUCCUCUGAGAUGAACUUCGGGGAGUUCAAUGAUGUGGAGGGGACUCUUGGCUUUGGCUCUCACUUUCAGAAAUUCUGUUUAGGGACAGGUGGAACACCAGCAAAAUUUCAAGAAAGGGAAGGGAGCAAGAGGAGGAGUAAUUCAAGGAGGAGCAGGAGGUAGAAGUGGAAAGGGACAUGGCAGGAAACAAAAGGUUUCUUCAUCUGGCCUUAAUGUGUCCUCCCAAGACCAUGGAAUUUCUACUUCAUGAAACCAUGGUUGCACCACCACUGCCACCAACUCGCUCACUUCCUCGGCUGAUACGGAUGCAAGUCGGCUGUGAAGGAGAUUAAUUAGGUAUGGCAUUGCCUGGCCAACACAGACUCAUGGGCGUAAUUCUUGUUCGUCUUAACGGGUGAAGAAGCAACCAAGAAACACUGGAAACCAAAACCAAAGCAAGUUUCUAAGCAGGGUGGCGACGCUCACAGUGAAAAUUUGUGGUUGUUGACACUCCUGUUUAACUUUGUUCGGGGGCAGUGUUUACCUCUUAGUUGUUUAUGUUCCUUGAGUUUGAUUGUAAUAAAAAUUUUCUUUACUUUUUCCCCUA